Eriocheir sinensis (Chinese mitten crab) is the source of this 3990-nucleotide messenger RNA. Its product is annotated as farnesyl pyrophosphate synthase-like. Gene Ontology annotation, cellular component: cytoplasm. Gene Ontology annotation, biological process: trans, trans-farnesyl diphosphate biosynthetic process. NCBI's taxonomy places the organism in Eukaryota, Metazoa, Arthropoda, Malacostraca, Decapoda, Varunidae. Gene Ontology annotation, molecular function: dimethylallyltranstransferase activity; (2E,6E)-farnesyl diphosphate synthase activity. The record is from RefSeq and is a predicted model, not a curated record.
GCUGCCCCUCGGGGUUGGUGCGGGGGCGUGACGCCAGUGUGGUGGCGGUGUGUGUGUGGAUCCAUUGGCGGGCCGCGGCAGGUCACGUACAGUUGUCAGGCGCGGGAGGAGCGAGGCUCAGACAAUAUAACCCAACCACUCACCACCGCUGCCUGCUGCUGUGUGCCCUGCUGGUGUCCUGCACCGCCCUGACACCCGUGUGUGUGUGUGGUGAGGGUCGCUGUGCGGGGGUGGCUUUUUGUGCACCUCGGCGGCGAGCCGCGUGGGCGUGUGUCACCACGGCCAGGAGCCCAAGGGAGUGUUCACGCCCUUACUGCCGGGGGCUACGCCCCCCUUGAUCCCUGUAGGGCUGUUAAAGACGAGAAUAUAAAGACCAUAGUGCACACACCUUGUGAUACUUACACAGACACACACACUCACACACCGACAUCAUGAGCGUAUGGUGGAGUGCCGGGCGGCAGGGGUGGUCAGCCGUGGGUCAGCUGGUGUCGAGGUCAGGUCACAGGAGCAGGUCACAGCUGGCAACCCUGACCACUACCACUGCCACCACCUCACCUGCCCAUCUCCGGCCCUCGUUACCUGUCACCUCAGUUUUGCACAGAUGCCGAGCCUACACUACAGCAGCCUCGGCCAACCUCCCUCCCGCCAAGACAGGUCACGCCGCCUCCCAGGACGAGAAGAGGGAGUUUAUGUCCAUCUUCCCUGACCUGGUGCGCGAUCUGACCGAGGUUGGCACGCACUCCGACAUACCCGACGCCCAGAAGUGGUUCGCUAAGGUCUUGCAGUACAACGCGGUAGGGGGCAAGAUGAACAGAGGGCUGGCCGUGUCCCUGUCCUUCAAGCUGCUGGCGUCACAGGACCAAAUCACGCCGGAGAACAUGAAGAAAGCGCACAUCCUUGGCUGGUGCAUUGAGCUGCUCCAGAGUUUCUUCCUGGUGGCCGACGACAUCAUUGACGGGAGCCAGAUGCGUUGGAAGCCCUGCUGGUACCUCAAUGACAACCUCGGCCCCAGCGCCUUCAACGAUGCCAUUCUGAUGGAGGCCGGCAUCUACAAGCUCCUCCACAAGCACUUCAGGGAUGUUCCUUACUAUGGGGACAUGCUGGACCUGUUUCAUGAGAUGACCCUCAAGACCGCUCUGGGGCAGGCACUUGACCUCCUCUCGUGCCCAGCGGGUCAGCGUCCGAUUCUGAAGAAGUUUACAAUGGAACGCUACAAUGCGAUCAUCAAGUACAAGACCAGCUUCUACUCCUUCUACCUGCCCAUCGCUCUCUCUAUGUACAUGGCGGGGAUAAGAAACACUGAUAACGUGCGAGUGGCCGGCAUCACGGACAAGGAGCUUCACCGCCAGGCGCGCACAAUCCUCGUUGAGAUGGGACAGUUCUUCCAGGUCCAAGACGACUUCCUGGACUGCUUCGGCGACUCGUCCAUCACUGGCAAGAUCGGGACAGACAUCGGGAAGGGGAAGUGUACGUGGCUGUCAGUGGUGGCGCUGCAGCGGGCGUCCCCCUCCCAGCGCCUGGUCAUGGAGGAGCACUACGGCCGCCCUGAGGAGGAGAGCAUCAAGAAGGUCAAGGCGGUAUAUAAGGAACUGAAUCUUCCCGCCACUUACCGCGCCUACGAAAACUCCACCUCGUCCAUGAUCCGCAUUCACAUCCAGCAGAUCUCCCGCGGCCUCAACCACAACGUCUUUUUCAACUUCCUCGACAAGAUCCACAAGCGCUCGGGCUAGACGCUCUCCCUCCCUCACUAAGCCCAUGACCCAGACCAAGAUGAUAUUUUACGAGCCUGUGAAUCAUUGUGGGUUUCUCUUUCGCACACCACAACAUCAGUCUAACCCAACGCAGGCUAGGCUAAGCUACGACUCGAUUUCUGCCUCUCACGUUAGUCUUAUACCUUUUUCGGAGGGUCGCCGCUGCACUAAAUGGUGAUUCAUACGUCCGUUCUGCACAAAGGAAUCAAAAGGUAUGUGUUUUGUCUCCUUUCCCAUCCUCGGUUCAUUGCCUCCUAUCCUGAUGUCUCGUACGGCAGAGGAAUCACGUCAUGUAUAGAGAGGACGUGAGUGUUUACAGUAGCUCAUGUCAUCACUUGUCUGUUCGGUCCCAUACUUACGUUACGUCGAAGAAUUCCCAUGCUGUGCUCUCUGGUGUAGGGACGUUAGCUCAGCGCAGUGGUACGUGUUCUUAAAUGUAUCGCGCUCCCACUAUGACUGUUUCCCGAGGCCACGGAGAAGAUUAACUGGGUUUUCAUGGGUUACUUUGGCUAUUCAUGAUGCAGAAGUCAUGUCAAACUGUCACUGUCCGAGAAGAUUAACCGGGCUUUCAUGAGUGACUUUUCCCCUUCAAGACACAGAAGAAGUGUCAAACUAUCACUAGCAUCACCAAACAGUCCAUGAAAACCCCAGGAACUUCCACGAGAGGCUUUUCAAACAGGCAAACUGAGGUACCAAUACGUUUAAGAAUACUGACUGACGUCCGAUAGGCUCAGACUGUGACCCUGGUGCUCCCUUGGCAGUCAGUAUAUACCGAGACACAUGAGAGAACAGUCCCAUAGAGGUAGCAAAGGUAGGCAACACUCUGUACAUACAGUUAGAGACAUACCAAGACCCACCAACCAGUCUUAUGCAUAGUGAGAGAUUUAUACUGUCUAUAUUAUUGGCAGUGCCCGAGACGCAUGAGAGUACAGUCCCAUAGAGGUAGCAAAGACAGGCAGUGAUCUGUACAUACACUUAGGGACAUACCAAGACCCACUUACCAGUCUUAUACACAUAGAGAGACUUAAACUAUCUCUAUUAUUGGCAGUCAGUAUAUACCGAGACGCAUGAGAGUACAGCCCCAUAGAAGUAGCAAAGACAGGCAGUGAUUUGUACAUACACUUAGGGACAUACCAAGACCCACCUACCAGUCAUAUACACAUAGAGAGACUUAAACUGUCUAUAUUAUUUGCAGUGUCCAAGAUGCAUGAGAGUACAGCCGCAUAGAGGUAGCAAAGACAGGCAACACUCUGUACAUACACUUAGGGACAUAACGACCCACCAACCAGUCUUAUACAUAGUCUGGAUCUGGAUCUGGAUCUAUAAUGCGCAGGGCACCCAUACAGGUGCAUAACACGCAUGUGUGUGUGUGUGUGUGUGUGUGUGCGUCAUAGGGUUACCGACGACCUCUCUAAGUCAGUGAUAGGUGUAACCCUUGUCGCAAUGCUCCUCAUGAAAUUACUCUUGUCAUUUUGUCCAUUUAGAAGAGAGAGAAAGAGGCAGAGAGAGUAGAAAGAGGUAGAUUGUUAUGUGGUGCUAGAGAGAUGUAGAGAAGGAAGAGGAGGAGAGAUAAAGGGAAGGGUGUGUGGCGGUAAUGGGAAGUGAAGGGAAGGGAAGGGAAAGAGAGUAAGGGAGGAGUGUGUGUACAUGAUAAUGGGAGGGCUGGGAAAGGGACAGAAUGGAAGAGGAAGAGGAAGGGAGAGAGAGAGAGAGGGACUGAAGUGUAUAUGAAAAUGAUAGGAAGGGAUGAGGAAGGGAAGGGUAUAGAUUCUUCCUCCCUUUCCCAGUAUAGAAGAUGGAGAGAAAGAAGAGAGGGAGAGAGAGAAUAUUGUGUGAGGAAAGAGAGGAAGAGAAAGACAUUGGAGGGAAAAGAGAAGGAGAGAAGGGAGGUAUGGAGGAAAAGGGGUGGAGAUAGGGCAUUCUUCCUCCUCCUCCUCCUCCUCCUCUUCCUCCUCUUCCUCUCCAGCCUAGCAAUAAGGAAACUAAGAGGAGGGAGGAGGAGAGGGAAGGACUGGAGGUUAGGGUCUCUUCCUCCUCCUCCUCCUCCUCUUCCUCUUCCUCUCUCAGCCUGGCAGCUCGCAAUAACACGUUUCAAGCAUGUUAAGAAUAUAUAUUAAAGUGUCUCGCUGUGGGCCUUGACUAUUAUUAUUAUUAUUAUUAUUAUUAUUAUUAUUAUUAUUAUUAUUAUUAUUAUUAUUAAGCUGUAAAGUAUAUGAGUAAGUAAACUUCAUGUUGUUGA